AUGGCAUCCACCGUGAAGCAGGCGGUCCAAGAGCUCGUCACCGGUGUGACGUCGUCCAAGAAGAUUGCCGAUCUGCAGAAGAACAUACAGGAUCCCACCACCGGCGACUCGGUCCAAAGGACGGAUCACGGCGUGAAGAUCAAGGAUCCCGACAAUUGGUUGAAAGUCCAGGAUGGGUCGACCACGGGUCCGUCGUUGCUUGAAGACCAGAUCGCGCGCGAGAAGAUUAUGAGGUUUGAUCACGAGCGCAUCCCGGAACGUGUCGUCCAUGCGCGAGGCGCUGGCGCCCAUGGAUACUUCAAGGUCUACGACGACCGCGCGAGCAAAUACACCUAUGCUCCCGUACUUACCGACUCGUCGCGCACGACGCCGACUUUCGUGCGCUUUAGUACCGUCCAGGGUUCGCGAGGAAGCGCCGAUACCGUGCGUGACGUGCGCGGGUUUGCGACCAAGUUCUACACCGAGGAGGGCAACUGGGAUAUCGUUGGCAACAACAUUCCCGUCUUCUUCAUCCAGGAUGCGAUCAAGUUCCCCGAUUUCGUACACGCUGUCAAGCCCGAGCCGCACAACGAAGUGCCGCAGGGUCAGAGCGCGCACAAUAACUUCUGGGACUUUGUUGGCCUUCAGCCGGAGGCGACGCAUAUGGUAAUGUGGGCAAUGUCGGAUCGCGCAAUCCCGCGAUCGUACCGGAUGAUGCAGGGCUUCGGAGUUAACACCUAUACGCUGUUGAACGCCAAGGGCGAGCGAUUCUUCGUCAAGUUCCACUGGAUUCCCGAAUUGGGCGUGCACAGCUUUGUCUGGGAUGAGGCGCUGAAGGUGUGCGGCCAGGAUCCGGACUUCCACCGCAAGGACCUGGAAGAGGCUAUCAGGAGCGGUGCCUUCCCCAAGUGGUUCUUUGGUCUCCAGGUGAUUCCUGAGGCGAAGGAGCACGACUUCGACUUCGAUAUCCUAGAUGCUACCAAGAUCUGGCCGGAGGAACUUGUACCGGUAGAGAUCGUCGGAGAGAUGGUCCUGAACCGCUGCGUCGACGAAUACUUCCCCGAGACGGAGCAGGUCGCGUUCUGCACGUCUCACGUUGUGCCCGGCAUCGGCUUCAGCGACGAUCCGCUCCUCCAGGGCCGCAACUUCAGCUACUUUGACACGCAGAUUUCCCGUCUUGGCGUGAACUGGCAAGAGCUGCCGAUCAACCGCCCGGUCUGCCCUGUGAUGAACAUCAACCGCGACGGUGCCAUGCGUCAUACCAUCAACCGGGGCCAGGUCAAUUACUACCCCAACCGACACCAGAUGUAUAACCCCAGUUCGGCCGAGCAAAGCGGAUACCAUGAGCACGCGACCAAGAUCGUCGGCAUCAAGCAGCGCGUGCGCGGGGCCAAGUUCCAGGAGCAUUACAACCAGGCGCAGAUGUUUUACAACUCGAUGGCGCCGCAUGAGAAGGCGCACAUGAUCGCCGCGUUCUCGUUCGAGCUUGCGCAUUGCGACGACCCGGUCGUGUACGAGACGUACACCAAACUGCUGAACAACGUCGACUUCGAGCUCGCCAAGGCGGUUGCGACGAAAGUUGGCGGGGUCGUGCCCGAGAAGCCCCUGCGUCCGAACCCAGGCCACAAGACAAAGGUGUCGCAGACGACGUUCGUGCCUGAGAAGCCCACCGUCGCCGGCCGGCGGAUCGCCAUCCUCGUCGCGGACGGCUUCAACCUGGCCGAGGUGCAGGGCAUCCGGGCGUUGAUCAAGUCGUGUAUGGCGAACUCGUACGUGAUCGGGCCGCGGCGGGGCAAGAUCCAAGCGGCGGGCGGCGGAAGCCUGCAGGCGGACCACCACUUCGAGGAUCAGCGGUCGACGCUGUUCGAUGCGUUGAUCAUCCCGUCCGGCGAGCAUGUGCAGAAGUUAGCCGAGCUCGGUCGAGCGGUGCACUGGGUUCGUGAAGCGUUUGGUCACUGCAAGGCGAUUGGCGCGAUUGGCGAGGGCGUGUUGUUCUUGCGGGACGCGGUGCAGCUGCCGAGCGUGAAGCUGGCGCAGUCUCUGUCGAGCGACGCGGUGACGACCAGUUACGGCGUAGUGACGACGGGCAAGUACGACACAUCGUCUGCGGCGACGGACAGCGUGAAGAUUGGCCCGUCCGAGACUGGGUUCGUGGCCAACUUCAUAUACCAAGUCAGCCUUCAUCGGUGCUACGAGCGGGAGUUGGACGGCUUGACGGACAAGGUGGCCUACUGA
This is a messenger RNA of Punctularia strigosozonata HHB-11173 SS5, 2214 nucleotides long. RefSeq names its product catalase. Gene Ontology annotation, cellular component: cytosol. The record is from RefSeq and is a predicted model, not a curated record. The transcript is spliced from 6 exons. Gene Ontology annotation, molecular function: heme binding; catalase activity. The coding region runs from base 1 to 2214 and encodes 737 amino acids. Gene Ontology annotation, biological process: hydrogen peroxide catabolic process; response to oxidative stress. Lineage: Eukaryota; Fungi; Basidiomycota; Agaricomycetes; Corticiales; Punctulariaceae.